AUGUCUGCCAUCUACGCCGAAGACCAGCCCGCGGGCUUCGUCAACGAGAUCCGACGCGUGGCCAUCGUGGGGGCCGGGGGCUCCGUGGGCACCCCCAUCACCCAGGCCCUACUCGACACCGGUCGACACACCGUGACCGCGUUGACGCGAGUGGGCAGCUCCAGCGCCGUCCCCGCGGGGGUCGAGACCGUCGCCGUCGACUACGACUCGCCCGCCAGCCUGGUGGCCGCCCUGCAGGGCCAGGACUGCCUGAUCAUCACCCUGGCCGUGACGGCGCCCCCGGACACCCAGUCCCAGCUGGUGCAGGCGGCCGCGCAGGCGGGGAUCCGGUACAUCAUGCCCAACGUCUGGGGCUGCGACGUGCUGCACGACCCGCUGGCGCGGAGCGGCCUCCAGUGGGACCGCUCGCGCGCCAUCUUCGCGGAGAUCGAGGCCACGGGGGUCUGCGCCUGGGUCGCCCUCGUCUGCGGCUUCUGGUACGAGCACAGCCUGGUGCUGGGGCCGGGCGCCUUUGGGUUCGACUUCCCCCACCGGCAGUUGACCCUGAACGACGACGGGCGCACCCGGAUCAGCAUCAGCACCCAGGCCCAGUGCGGGCGGGCCGUGGCGACCCUGCUGAGUCUCCCGGUGCUGCCAGACAAUGCGCAGGACCCGCGCCUCGCCCUGCGCCGCUGGCACAACCAGGCCGUGUACAUCGCCAGCUUCCGGCUCAGCCAGCGCGACAUGUUCGACAGUUGGCUCCGGGUCGCGGGCGACCGGGCGGCCGACUGGACCCUCGCGCAGGCGCCGGCCACCGAGCGGUACCGGCAGGGGAUGGAGCGGCUGAGGCAGGGCGACCGGUCGGGCUUCGUGCAGGCGAUGUACUCGCGGGUCUUCUUCCCCAACGGCGAUGGCGACCACGAGAGCCGCCGCGGGCUGGACAACGCCCGGCUGGGCCUCCCCGUGGAGGAGCUGGACGCGCACACGCGCCAGGCCAAGGCGAUGGUGGACCGGGGGUACAACUACAUGAGCAACCGCAACUGA
Messenger RNA from Aspergillus heteromorphus CBS 117.55, 1023 nucleotides. Its product is annotated as aromatic alcohol reductase. The transcript has 2 exons. The record is from RefSeq and is a predicted model, not a curated record. Gene Ontology annotation, molecular function: oxidoreductase activity. Lineage: Eukaryota; Fungi; Ascomycota; Eurotiomycetes; Eurotiales; Aspergillaceae. The coding region runs from base 1 to 1023 and encodes 340 amino acids.